Lachancea lanzarotensis is the source of this 1854-nucleotide messenger RNA. It is a transcript of the gene ECM25, whose product is annotated as LALA0S11e03202g1_1. The record is from RefSeq and is a predicted model, not a curated record. The transcript has a single exon. Gene Ontology annotation, biological process: small GTPase-mediated signal transduction. Gene Ontology annotation, cellular component: cytoplasm. Gene Ontology annotation, molecular function: GTPase activator activity. Lineage: Eukaryota; Fungi; Ascomycota; Saccharomycetes; Saccharomycetales; Saccharomycetaceae. Bases 1 to 1854 code for a protein of 617 amino acids.
AUGGAGUCUAACCUCGACAUAAACCUCGACAACAUUUUUUUUAAGACUUACGCGGUAGACCACGCUUACCAAUGCCCCAUAUACGUGUUUGAUUCGACGUACUUGCCGUCUACAGAACAAAUUGAUGAUCGAGAGAUCUACGACCUGCUCAUUGACGAAACGAUGAACAAAUUGGCUACUCAGCUACCUGAGACACCUUUUUCGCUGGUGGUUUUCAGCUCAGGCUUCUCCCAGAAAAAAAUCAGUUGGAUCUACGGUGUCAAAAUGUACUCCAAGAUAUCAAAGAACACGCGUGCCAAAUUGCGGCAACUAUGGGUUGUACACGAGUCUCUUUUCGUGUACGCAGUCCAUCAAGUACUGACCAACGCGUUAAACAUCAAUCCGUUCAAAUUGAAGCAGUCUUCCACAGACAACGUUAUGAUCCAUCAUGUACCUAAUCUUGCAGGGCUCAAGGAUUUGGUCGAUAUUUCCAGGCUUCGAAUAUCCCUUGGGGUUUACUUGUACGACUUCCAACUUACAGAAACUACAAACAUACCACACACCAAGCAGGGUUCAAAUACGGCUAUGGCAAAUCGUCAGUAUCGACAACUGAUUUUUGAUAAAAUUUUCAAAAGACUAAGGAUAGAGGCACCAAGGUAUCAGCUCGUUUUCCAACGGCCUGGGUCUUAUCAGAAAGUGAACAUUCUUCUUGGUGUUAUUGCUCGAAAUAAUUACGUUGAUCUCUCACAUUGGGACGUGUACUCUUUGGGAACAGUGUUUCUGAAUUUUAUCAAAGGGAAGAGUAAGCCAAUUUUCCCCAUCGACCUGAUACCCCUUCCGAUCGAUGAUUCGGUGGAAUACACCUACAAUACUUUUGUCAGCAUGAUGAUGUACAAUGAAUACUAUGAACUGACCUCCUACGUUUUUGAAUUGUUUCUCACACUGCUGGAUAAUUCAGCAACAACCCUUCAUGACUACAAGUCGCUGAGUAAGUGUCUAACCCCGACACUGUGCCAGGAGAAAGUGUCUAUUAAGUCGUCAGACAGACUAGCUAUCGGAUACCGAUACACCAAUAACAUUUUGCUACACUUCAGAGAGCUUAAAAAACGUAUAGAAGAGUCUGGUGUCCUCAAACCAUCCGCGACUGACAAAUCCAACGCCAAUGUCGUCCCCAACCUCGCGGGAUAUCUUCCUAAAGUACCUCCUCCUCGUAAAGCGAGUCCGGUUCGAGAAAUCUCUUCCAGAAAUACGAGCCCCACACGAUUGGCCCAGUCUCAAGAUACUUAUCUUGAACGAACAAGAACGUUGUCACUCAAAGAAGCGCCUCCUUUGCCCAAACGAGCGGAACAGCGCUCUGUGCGUGAUGUGCAACCAGUCCCAGUCUUACAGCCUGAUCAGCCUGAUCUCUCCUCCUCAACCUCGUUAGAGUCUCUCCGCACCGAGUACUCGGCUUCGCCUGCCUCUGGAGCCAUUUCAAAAACCCAAUCCAAGGAUGUUGCAAACUGGACACCCAGGAACCACUCAAGCCCACGGAUCACAAGUGGUUCUUCUCUUCGGCUAGACGAUGCCGAAAACGACGUUGAUUCUGCACUAGUUUUUGACGAUGCUGUUAAGUCAAGACCGAAAGCCACGAACAAUACGUUCGAAAUAGAUCAAAGCAAGCUAAAUCUGCUACUUGAAAACAAUCAAAAGAUCAUACAUUUUGAUGCAGAUCUUAAAAAACGCAAGACGCACACUCAUCCAAAAUCAAACCAUGCCCUCAGUAAAAGUUAUUCUGAUAUCACCGCUGGCAACAAAGUUAGUCAACUCGCAGCUUUAUACGAAGAGAGAUUGAUUGGAAUAAAGGUCAUGGAAGAUCUGCGCAGAAAUCAAUGA